Messenger RNA from Electrophorus electricus (electric eel), 1443 nucleotides. The record is from RefSeq and is a predicted model, not a curated record. NCBI's taxonomy places the organism in Eukaryota, Metazoa, Chordata, Actinopteri, Gymnotiformes, Gymnotidae.
UGGCGCAGACAAUCACAUGCUACUGUGUAAGUGAUUUGUAGCUAGCUAGUGUUUGUCCACACUCCAAUUAUAAUCAGUCGUUAGGCUUACUGACCUUUAGAAUUCACAUCAAAAGAUGAGAGGUGUCAGUAGAUUUGGAAAAGAGGAAAGGUGGCUGCACAAAGCUGCCACCAAUAAGACCAAACCACAGUGCUCAGAAAGCAAACAACGUUCAGGCUCUUGAUGUGGGUGUGCACAGUCCAGAAACUAGAGACAGCACACAUUUUGCUCCACUUGUUCUACCUCCAAUCAAUGGUAGCCAUCCACUACCAUUUCAGAGAAAAAAAGGUUCAUAUGAGCAGCUGCAGGAGACUGGUCUGGAUGGAUGUCAUGACAUUGAAGCUUCCAAAGAGCAGCUGGAGAUGGAGAGAUAUAAUCUUGAAGCUGAGUAUAAGGAACACCAAGCGCUUCUGCAGAGCCUCCUGUCAGAAAGGGAUGAACUCUGCCAGUUGAACAGCGAGCAGCAGAUGAUAAUAGCUGACUGGUUGGAAAGGGAAAACGUGCCAAUGCCUGUGUGUACAAGGCGGAGUCGCCAUGGCUACCAGGACCAGCUAAAAAUUCUAGAGGACCUAAAGUUGCAGUGGCAGUGCAAAUCACAGCUCUACCAGCAGCAAGUUGAAGAACUCCGGCCCCGGUGCCAGGAGAAGAAGAAGCAGUGGGACUGUGAAUAUCAAGCCUUCAUCAUGAUGAUGCAAGAAGUAGUUGUUGCGGCUCUCGCCCGGCGGCUGGGAAAACGGGCAGCUCUUGUUGAGGUGAAACGGCUCCUUGCAGCUGAGCAGAAGACGGAGAAUAAGCUCACUGCUGCAAAAAUACGGAACCUUGCGCUGCAGAUGAGGGUACAAAGCCGGGAAGAAGCUAUUGGAGAACUGGAGGAGAGGACAAAGGCUGAAAAACUGAAAUUUGAAAAUGAGAAUUAUAAGACUAUGAUCUUGGAGUAUGAAGAAGAGGUUAUUCGAAUAAAGAAAGGAAUUACCAGCACUAGAGAGUUCCAGUCACAUCUCAAAGAAACGAUCAACUUUGUGGAGCUGGAGAUCCAGGCCAAACUAGCCAAUCUGGCCAAGAUAAAGGCAAUGAUCGGCAACAAGCGGAAAGCUCUGGCAGGGGUAAUGAUAACUAAAGACAAGCUGCGUGCAGACAAUCUGCGCCUGUACCAGCGCUGCAGCCUGCUGAGAAACAAGAAGCUGCUCCAGGAUUUUGAGAAGGUGAAGGAUGCAUGCGAGGACCUGCAGAGCCAAAUAGACAUUCUCAAGAGGCAGCAUGAAAAGCUCUCUGUCAAAUGUAGCACAGUAAAGAGCAAGCUGAAGCAGAGCAGGCCACUGCAGCAUUGUGUAUAACACAGUUGAACACACACGUGUACACGUAUAUACACAAACAUGCUGUAUGCUCUUUGUGCAGAACUAAAAU